This is a messenger RNA of Eurytemora carolleeae, 1002 nucleotides long. RefSeq names its product protein-tyrosine sulfotransferase. The transcript is spliced from 8 exons. Gene Ontology annotation, cellular component: Golgi apparatus. Lineage: Eukaryota; Metazoa; Arthropoda; Copepoda; Calanoida; Temoridae. Bases 52 to 846 code for a protein of 264 amino acids. Gene Ontology annotation, biological process: peptidyl-tyrosine sulfation. Gene Ontology annotation, molecular function: protein-tyrosine sulfotransferase activity. The record is from RefSeq and is a predicted model, not a curated record.
UCAUGGGUUAGAUGUGGAGAAGAGACAAGGAUUAUUCCUAGGAUACUCCAGAUGCGGGAUAACUGGUAUAAAAGUGACCUGGAGAAGACAAGAUUAGACCAAGCCGGUGUAGAUGAGUCUGUGGUUGAUGCUGCUGUCGGAGCAUUCAUCCUAGAGGCGAUAGCUAAACAUGGACAUCCAACUAAGGUAUUAUGUAACAAGGAUCCCUUGACCCUAAAACAUGGAGCAUACAUGACACAGCUGUUUCCUAAAUCAAAAUGGCUGUUUAUGAUCAGAGAUGGUAGGGCAGUUGUUCACUCUGUUGUUACUAGAAAAGUGACAAUAACUGGAUAUCAAUUGGAUAACCCAAGGCAGUGCUUAGAGAAAUGGAACACUGUGAUCACGAAUAUGGAUAAGCAGUGUCAGGAGAUAGGGCCUGAGAGGUGUAUGGUUGUUUACUACGAGCAGCUGGUUCUUCAUCCAGAGAGAUGGAUGACGAUAAUUCUUGAUUUCCUGGAUCUCCCCUGGGACUCUUCUGUCCUACAUCAUCAAGAUUUUAUAAAUAAAAAGGGAGACAGCGGCAUCAGGGUGUCUAUGAAGGAAAGGUCCUCAGAUCAAAUUGUAAAACCGAUCAAUAUUGAAGCCCUCACCCAAUGGGUUGGAUUCUAUUCACAGGAUGUAUUAAACGAUAUGGCUGAAAUAGCUCCAAUGCUCUCAACCUUCGGAUAUGACCCUGAACUAAACCCACCAAACUACGGUCAGCCUGACGGUCAAGUCGUCAACAAUACAAACGAGGUUCAGAAAAACAAGGAUUUCUGGGAGAUCAGAGCUAAGCAGUUGGUAGCACAGAUGGAAAAGAGAGAUUAGGAUGUACAUUCAGAAACAACAACAACAACAACAACAACAACAACAACAACUAAAUUUUUAACUUACACAUCAGCGGUAUUUUUUAGACAUGAUAAGUCUAAAGCCUAAAAAGUGAUAUGCUUAUCUCAUGUUUGAAUUAACACUAAAAGGCUGUAA